Letharia columbiana is the source of this 552-nucleotide messenger RNA. RefSeq lists its product as uncharacterized. The record is from RefSeq and is a predicted model, not a curated record. Lineage: Eukaryota; Fungi; Ascomycota; Lecanoromycetes; Lecanorales; Parmeliaceae. Gene Ontology annotation, molecular function: RNA binding; RNA helicase activity. The transcript has a single exon. The coding region runs from base 1 to 552 and encodes 183 amino acids.
AUGGUGAUCAAAUGCGAGAAGACGCACGGCGAGAUGAUGCAGCUCUAUCGCGAACAAGCGAUGUUCUCGUUCAAACAUGGACAUGUAACUGUUCUGGUCGCCACGAUGAAGCUCUGCGGACGAGGGAUCAAUGUCCAUGGUGUGAGCUCGCUCAUUUUCUCGGAUCUGGCAGACACGUUGGCUGAAUACAAGUCCUGCUUGGGUCGUGUCGGACGCGUGGGAUACAAGGCUACAACCAUAGCCUUUUAUCAAGAUUUCUCCGGUGUCAUGGACGAAGAACUAUUGUUGUUCCUACAGAAGAACAGGCAAACAAUUCCUCCAGGCAGGGUUGAGGCCUUUUCGCCGUACUCGAGCGAUGAUAUGUGGGCGCAUUACCCUGAAGCAGCCGCGAGAAUAGUCGCAGACUCCGACGCUGGGCCGGGUUGGGGUACUGCAAUGGAUGCUUGGGGCGCUGGUAAUGCAUCUGCAGACACGGUCGAGGGAGUUGAUGCUACUGGAAACGACGCUGGACAGGAAUGGGGUGCUACAAACAAUGCCUGGGUCUCACGUUGA